Molecule: messenger RNA, 837 nt
Organism: Neoarthrinium moseri
Lineage: Eukaryota; Fungi; Ascomycota; Sordariomycetes; Amphisphaeriales; Apiosporaceae
Exons: 1
Coding region: 1-837 (278 amino acids)
Molecular function (GO): ATP binding; ATP hydrolysis activity
Source: RefSeq, a predicted model, not a curated record
AUGGCGCCACCAGAUAUCUCUGUUGAAGACCUCACCUACACUUUCCCGGACUACUCUACAGGUGUGAAAAACAUCUCGCUCAAUGUGCCGCCCCGCAGUCGCACUCUGCUCAUCGGAGCCAACGGCGCCGGCAAGACCACGCUUCUGCGCCUGCUAGCCGGGAAGCGCCUGGCCCCGAGUGGCAGCAUCAAGGUCUCGGGCGUUGACCCGUUCAAGGACAGCCUGGAGGGCGUCACGUACUUGGGCUUGGAGUGGGUGCUUAACCCCAUCGUCCGCAACGACAUCGGCGUCAACGAGCUGCUGCGCUCCGUCGGCGGCGACGCAUACCCGGACCGCCGCGAUGAGCUCAUCAAUGUGCUGGACAUCGACGUCGAAUGGCGCAUGCACGCCGUGUCCGAUGGUGAGCGCCGCCGCGUGCAGCUCGCCAUGGGUCUCAUCCGGCCGUGGACUGUACUCCUGCUCGACGAGAUCACCGUCGAUCUGGACGUGUUGAGCAGAUCCGAGUUCCUGGGCUGGCUCGCGCACGAGACGGAGAUCCGUGAGUGCACCAUCGUCUACGCGACCCACAUCCUGGAUAACCUUGCCGGCUGGCCGACGCACCUCGUCCACAUGCACCUUGGAACCAUCAAGGAGUGGGGUCCCGCGGAGAAGUUCCUGGGCGAGAACAAGGGCACAAGCACCGGGAACAGCCAGCUUGGAGAGCUUGUUCUGGGUUGGUUGAAGGCUGAUCUGAAGCAACGCGGCCCAAGAAACCAUUCGAAGCUGGGGACCGAGGGAAUGUCCUACCUGGUCGGUGGCUUCGGCGGCUACGGAGAUGAGAGCAGCGAGAAGAAAUGA